This is a messenger RNA of Mucor velutinosus, 615 nucleotides long. RefSeq lists its product as uncharacterized. The record is from RefSeq and is a predicted model, not a curated record. Gene Ontology annotation, molecular function: S-adenosylmethionine-dependent methyltransferase activity. Bases 1 to 615 code for a protein of 204 amino acids. Lineage: Eukaryota; Fungi; Mucoromycota; Mucoromycetes; Mucorales; Mucoraceae. The transcript has 6 exons.
AUGGGAGAAGAGCUCAAGCAAGACAUUGACUGGGAAAGCAAAUGGCAAACCGGCAACACGCAAUGGGAUGCAGGAAAACCAAGCCCUGCUUUGAUUGAUCUAGUCGAAAAUGAAGAGACUAAAAAGUUAAUUCCUGAGCACGGACAAGGAUUAGUUCCGGGUUGCGGAUCAGGUUAUGAUGUUGUAUUUUUAGCUAGUAAAGAUAGACAUAUGACUGGCAUGGACUUUAGUCAAACCUGUGUCGACAAGCUGGUCAAGGAUCAUCCAGACGCAUCUGCCCAUAAUUACGAUUUUAUAUGCGCUGAUUUUUAUAAAUUCAAGGCACCUGAGGAAGGAUACGUUCUUGCUUAUGAUUACACGUUCCUCUGUGCCAUGGAGCCCUACAUGCGUCCUGCCUGGGCUCAAAAGUAUGCGGAAAUCAUUCAAAAAGACGGUAUUUUGAUUACAUUGAUGUACCCUCUGGAUAACCACGAGGGUGGACCACCUUUUGCCCUAAACGAGCAAGUGUACAGUGAAUUGUUGUCUGCUCAUUUCGAUCUCGUAUUCAUCAAGGAUGCCGUUGGACAUCCAUCGAGAAUUGGCAAGGAAAAGAUUGCAAUCUGGAAGAGGAAAUAG